This is a messenger RNA of Serendipita indica DSM 11827, 660 nucleotides long. Lineage: Eukaryota; Fungi; Basidiomycota; Agaricomycetes; Sebacinales; Serendipitaceae. The record is from the annotation of a GenBank genome assembly.
AUGUCGUCGUUCUUCUAUUUAGGCAAGACACGCACGUUCCGACCUCGCAAGGACGCGCCAGAGGGGACCAAGCAGUAUCAGCUCAGAAAGUAUGCCGAAGCAACCUUGGGAUCGGGGAACCUGCGAAUGGCCGUAGUCCUUCCAGAUGGCGAAGAUCUCAACGAAUGGCUAGCUGUUCACACCGUCGACUUCUUCAAUCACCUUAAUAUGCUCUAUGGUACAAUCACAGAGUUUUGUACUCCCCAAGAGUGUCCGGUGAUGUCUGCAGGUCCACGCUUCGAAUACCUGUGGGAAGAUGGUGUUCAGUAUAAACGCCCGACCAAAUUAUCUGCUCCAGAGUAUGUGGAUGUCCUGAUGAACUGGGCACAGUCAAUUCUCGACGACGAAAAGGUUUUUCCAAACAAGAUUGGCGUUCCUUUUCCUCGCAACUUUCGCGACACCGUCAAAACAAUCAUGAGACGCCUCUUCCGCAUCUACGGUCACCUCUACAGCAGCCACUUUGAUCAGAUAUGUGCACUAGGCAUAGAAGCACAUCUCAAUACAAGCUAUCGACAUUUCUAUCUCUUCAUCACCGAGUUUGACCUGAUAGACAAGAAGGAGCUCGUGCCACUUGACGAUUUAAACGAAGCAAUCGCUAUUGAGGAUCAGAAGUCACGUUGA